UUAUUGAGUAAUACAGUAGAUGUGUUUUGGACGUUACGUGCAAUAAACCAAUCAGAGUCUCAUCUCCCAUUCCUUUUAAAAGCCAGUUGCACUCGUGUAACUGGUGUGAAAAGUUUAUUGAUUUAAUCUGACUUUUGUUUAUUUCCUUCUGUAUUUGUAUUAUUUUUAUCUUUUUCUUCUUCUCUUAAAUUGUUUUAUUAAUGCUUUAUAUUUGAAUACAUUUGUAAAAAAAAAAAAAAAAAAAAAAAAAAGUGAACUUUUGGUUUAGUGAACUUCACGAAAUUUUGUUCCUAUAUUAUCGUUCACAAGUUAUGUAAAAAUAACGCUAAAGUAGCGGAACUUUUCUUUGGGAAUUUGUUGGGGGAGGGAACGUUAUCAGUGGAACACACCUGCGGGGUUUCCUCUUGCACGACAUGCGAUUGCCUCAGUCUACUUGUGUAUGAGGCCGAUGACGCAUAUGAUUUUCGCUUCUCCCCAAAAAAUAUCCUGUGUGUACCAGAGUGGGAGAAGCUGUCGCCCCGUUGCUCCACUGAUUAUUUUCCCUAAUUACAGAUACAUUGCUGAAUCUCAUCAAGUGGUCGUGUGGUCCUUGUGUGUGUGAGAGAGAGUGACCGGUCCAGACACGCUACAUAAUUUGGUGCCAUGACCCGGAUUCGAACCGGGGUUGCUGCGGCCGAUCGCUGGGGUUUGACAACGCUGGAUCACAAUGCUUCUGCAACCGACGGACGAAAGAUCUUCAUUGUUGACGUUCUAGUGGCGGUGUCUGGACAUUGAACUGAACUGAGUAACUGAACUCUCGUUCCACAUUACGCACACAUUGGACUUUGCACGUUUCGCACAUUGAACUGUGUUCCGUUUUUUUUUGUUUUUUUUCCUCAUUUCUGCUUGUUUAAGCAUACAGUAAUUGCAAGGUACCUUAAUUUUUUCUUGUUUAUGCUUUUCAUUAUCUAAAAUUCGCAAUAUGGCAGAAGGGGGAUGGAACGAAGAUUUAGUGACAACACACAUUGGCAGGGGGCGUGGGUUGUUUGGGGUAUCCGAGCCUGUAGUCGGCAAACCACGCAUCUUGGUCUAUGAUUCUGUGACUGAUCCGACUGUGCUUAAUAAUGAGUCGAGUAAGCCAAAGUCUUCCACCCCUGCCAAUGCUGGUCCUGACAACGUUACGCAGCAACUACGCGACCUUAUUGGUGAGCUCGGAAGCCAGAUAGGUGACUCCAUUGUCACACGGUUGUUAACAAACCAGACUUCAGCAUCACCUGGUUCCGUUCCAUCGUUUGAGCAGCAACCCUCUAGCACAAUGCCCAUGUCUACGAGCCUUGAUCUGUCUAAAUUAAACCUCAUAGUCAAAGCUGACAUUAAAGAACCACAAAUGUUCAGAGGGGACGGUAGCGACAAAUGUUCCAUCCUAGAGUGGAUUGAACAGAUGAAUGUAUAUUUGUCCAAAAAGGGUUGCGGCAAAGCCGACGGGGUAGAAGAAAUACUGAACCAUCUCUGUGGCCGUGCAAAGAGCAUUGUCAAGGUUAAGCUAAAAAGUAGCCCAGUUGCUGUACUUAGCCCUGAAGUUGUUUAUGAGGUACUGCAGCGCUAUUUUAGUGAGAGCCCUGGCUCGUGCCAGCCGCUAGCCGAUUUUUAUGCAACCCAGCCGAAGCUUAACGAGCACCCUGUUGACUAUUGGGUCAGGUUAAAUGAGGCGGCUGAGCUAGCAGAUGCUCACCUGCAAAGAUGUGGUAUCAAGAUGAAAAAUAUGAGCUCAGAGAUUGCAAUGAUGUUUAUCAGGAACUGUCCCAAACCCAUAAGCAAAUGGUCAGCUGAGGAGGUCCAAGAGGCCAUUGACGAGCAUGAGAGAGACUUUAAGUCACGAAAGCCGCUUCCAUCUGCGCCCAAAGUUACAGUAAAUCAGGCUGUUGUUGCCGAAAAGCCCAUUAGCAUGCAGGUAGCAGUAGGAAGCGAAAGUGUAGGUGUAACCUCUGCUGCGUGUAUUGCAAGCCCACACCCUAAAACAAGUGAAACCACAGAAUUGGGCACUUUAGAGCGUGUACUGAAAAUGCUAGAAAGGGUGUUGGAAUGCACAACUCUACCUGUUUCAGAACCAAAGCCUUGUACGUCACCGUGGUAUUGAACAUCCCCGUGUGCAGUGUGCGGAGACCGAUCUCAUUCAACCCGUUCACACUGUAUGAGAGAAAGAAGAUGCCUUGAUUGUUUAAAGUUUGGACAUCAACGUAAACAGUGUCACAGAGUUGUUGGCCAAGGUGUGGCCCAGACCAGUGACGGUCAGGGAAACUAGAUCACUCACACUGGGGAGAGGGCAGUGUGAGUGUUGAGAGUCAGCCUCUCACCAGCGAAGAUGAUCCGAUGGUCGUCUAUAGCAACCAUUGUCAGGUUGAGUCAAGUGGCAGUAUCAUUUUGUUCCAAGACAUCACGAAGCUGGAAAAAGCUGACAGUUUGUUUUAUACCGAUGUGUUGGUGAAUGAUACAGUCAUUUGCCAAGGCCUGUUAGACACGGGUUCUAUGGCAUGUACUAUUAAUGAGGAAAUCGAGCGCAAGUUGAUGGAUACAUGCGGGAUUCUUGAGUCUGGGCAGCCCCAUGCUGAUGUUUUGCUUGUAGGGUGUGGCGGUGUUCGGGUCAAACCCAAGUGUAUCCACCAGCUAAAGAUGUGUGUGUAUGGAUUCUCAGUCGUUGUGCCUACCCUGGUUGUACCAGGGCAAAAAGACCAGUUAAUUGUUGAUACUAACGUCAUCAAGUAUGUUCUCAGUCAACUUAAGCAGUCCCAAAGCUAUUGGCGCGUUAUGAACCAGCCAAACGCAACAGGAGAACCAGAAAUUCAGUGGUUUUUGAAUAUGCUUUCUGGGCAUGACAGAUGGGAAGGUGGUAGCAUCCCAACCGUUGUCGUUACCGCUAAGCUCACUCAAGCUGUCACGCUUUUACCUCAACAAGAGCACCUUGUGUGGGGCAGACUCCCGACCAGUUCCAUCAUUUCUGUGGGUAGUACUGUGUUAGUUGAGCCAUCUAAGGCACAUACUCAUAAGAAAGGUGUUCUUGUCGGGCGUGUUAUAACCACAUUGCCUGGUGACAGAUGGGUGCCGAUUAAGUUGAUUAACCCAUCCAAUAAACCUGUCACUUUGAGACGUAACACUAAAAUAGCAGACGUAUCUCCUGUUUUAGCAGUUGAAGACCUGGACGUGCAGACCGAACACUGUGAUGGGGAGAAUGUGAACAUGCAGAGCCAAUCCGUCUCCUCUAGCACAGACGCAGGGGUUAGUUCUCUCUUUGGUAUUCGUGACACACUGCGGAAGCUCGGUCUCAGUGAUCUUGACAUUGAGUCCUGCGAGGUGACUCCAUAUUGGAAAGACCAGCUUCUGCAGUUGAUUCAAAGACAUCAAGAUGUGUUUUCUAAACAUAAGCUAGACUGUGGCAAGGCCAAAGAGUUUGUCCAUAGGAUCCAUCUGUCUGAUAACCGGCCGUUUAGACUUCUGUAUCGGCGUGUCCCUCCAGCUCAGUAUCAGACACUGAGAAAAGUGCUCUCGGAUAUGGAAGAGCAAGAGAUUAUCCGAAAGUCUUGUAGUGAAUGGGCAUCUCCGCUGGUCCUGGUAUGGAAGAAAAGCGGUGAUCUUCGUGUUUGCGUUGAUUACUGCUGGCUUAAUGCCCGGACCAUCAAGGACGCUCACCCCUUACCUCACCAAGCAGACUGCUUGGCGGCCUUGGGCGGAAACGCGAUCUUUAGCGCGAUGGAUCUCACUUCCGGCUUUUAUAAUAUCGCAAUGGCCGAGGAGGACAAAAAGCUUACGGCCUUCACAAUGCCGAUGGGGCUGUUUGAGUUUAAUCGGUUACCGCAAGGGUUGUGCAAUAGUCCCGCCAGUUUUAUGCGCCUAAUGACGAACAUCUUCGGCGAUCAAAACUUCCUGACGUUGCUUUGCUAUCUGGCUGACCUACUCGUGUACGCCCCAGACGAGGGCGAGGCUAUAAAGAGGCUUGGGUUAGUGUUCAGUAGGCUCAGAGAGCAUGGGCUAAAGUUAGCGCCUAAAAAUGUCAUUUCCUCCAGAGGGGUGUGCGGUUUUUAGGGCAUGUCAUUGACAGUUCAGGGGUAGCGACUGACCCAGAUAAGGUCAGCGCUAUUGGGGCAGUGACGGAGUCUGAUUUAAUGAUGGAGGAUGGGGUAACCCCAUCCCAAAGAAAGAUCAAAUCGUUCCUUGGUAUGGUGCUGUAUUACCAGAGGUUCAUCCAAAAUUGCUCCACCAUCGCGAAACCUCUGUUUGCUUUGACAGCUGCGCCAAGGGGCAAGAAGUCUCCGGAGAAGGGUACUGCUGCGUUCAGAAAGUUGAGUCCUGGUGACUGGAAGGAGGAGCACAGUAGGGCCUUCCAGCAGUUAAAAGCUGCUCUGAUCAAUUCAGUGGUACUCACACAUCCUGAUUUUGGUCGCCCAUUUAUUUUGUCCACUGACGCGUCCAUGGAUGGUUUGGGGGCCGUACAAAGCCCUUACGCACGCUCAGGCGAAGUAUCCUGCUCACCGCUUAGAGUUUUUGGCUUUGAAGUGGUCCGUCUGCGACAAAUUCAGCCACUGGCUGAAAGGCCAUGAAUUUGUUGUUUGGACGGACAAUAAUCCCUUAACUUACAUCCUUACAAAGCCUAAACUCUGGAACUGUCGUUUCAGCAUCAAGUAUAUACCUGGCAGCAAGAACGUUGUGGCUGAUGCUUUAAGUCGUCAACCCUUUGUCCAUAACCGGGUCAGUCAGAGGUUGCUGAACGAGCCUUACAGUGCGUUGCUUAAGGAAGCAGAGCAAUUUGAGAGAGACACAGUGAAGGACGCAUUCAGGCUUAGUGCUGGUAUCCAGAGCGCUGAAUUUCCUCCUUGUGUAACACCAAGUCGUUGUCCACUUUCCAGUGCCGAGGUGUCUGCAGUGUUGGAGGGUCACAGUGACUGGGAAGCAGGAGUUGAGUCAAGGGCAAUCUCCUGGAUUGCCCAAGACACCCAACAUUUAUUGCCUCCUGGGCAGUGCCCAUUACCAGUCUUCUCCUUAGACGAGCUUCGAGACAGACAACAAAACGACCCUUGCCUGUUGUGAGGGACCGGGAAGCCAAGGACAAGGAACACCAGCUAUUUACUAGAAAAAUGGGUUUUUUAUUUGAACCCAAAAAAAGAAAAUCAACUUUAUAAACUCAUAAUCUUUUACAACACAACAAAAUAGAAAAAAAUAAAAACAAAAAAAUAAACUCAAACUAUUCAGAAAACAAAAGCAACAAACUAAAGCUGACUUGACGUAAUGAACAAAGCAACAACUUAUAAAGGAAAGGAUGGGCCCAUUACAAAUUAAGAGGAAAACAAACGAAACUUUACACUUAACAUAAAACAUCAAAUAAAUCAAAUAGAAUCAUACAAAGAAAUACAUCAAAUCAAAAUAAAGAAAAACAAAAUGCAAAUCAAAUACAGCAAAUGUACAACUACAUAAAUCAAUUAAUAAAAAAACAACAGCGUUUCCUUCUCCCCCGGGCAACUUCAGCGAAUGGAAAAUCCGGGCGGAACUAAUAGCGCUUAAAUGCCCUGUUCUGGCCGGACUCCAAUUUUCGUGACACCAGGAUGCGGCCGCAGCAGACCAUGUUGAAAGAUCGCCACACGUCAACGGUAAACUUAAACUCAAAAUCUAGAAACAAAUAUAAAUAACAGAUACAAUGCAACUAAUUUGUGUGCACUCCAAAUCAGCAGCAAUGUAUAUAAAAAUAUGUUAUAAAUGUAAUUAUAUGCAAACCAAAUAAAGAAUGAACGAAUAUUGUUUGUUUUGUGUAGUUAUUAAAAGCAAUUAUACUGAAACCAAAAUGUGAACAAAUAAGAUAAACAAAAAUUAACCUUAAAUGUAUAAACAGGUCUUCCAUGUAAACGUGUACAUGAAUGCUUGCAUGUAACUGUGUGUGUGCGCGUGUG
Ctenopharyngodon idella (grass carp) is the source of this 5912-nucleotide messenger RNA. RefSeq lists its product as uncharacterized. The record is from RefSeq and is a predicted model, not a curated record. NCBI's taxonomy places the organism in Eukaryota, Metazoa, Chordata, Actinopteri, Cypriniformes, Xenocyprididae. The coding region runs from base 2350 to 4056 and encodes 568 amino acids. The transcript has 3 exons.